This is a messenger RNA of Melampsora larici-populina 98AG31, 626 nucleotides long. RefSeq lists its product as uncharacterized. NCBI's taxonomy places the organism in Eukaryota, Fungi, Basidiomycota, Pucciniomycetes, Pucciniales, Melampsoraceae. The coding region runs from base 216 to 461 and encodes 81 amino acids. The record is from RefSeq and is a predicted model, not a curated record. The transcript is spliced from 4 exons.
UAGAGAAAGAUGAUAUUGUUGCACUCGCCCUGGUGAAGGUCAAUACCGUCACUGGUCAAAUAGCUAGCAGUGCAGCCCGCCGAAGCAAUUUCAAGGCGCGUGCGACUCGUAUGGGUUAUAAAGCUAGGAUGCUCAUGCGUCCAUGCAAGACCCGUUGGAAUAGCCACUAUGCAAGUUGAAAGGUAGCAUGCAAGGCCCAUGAGGUAAUCAACUCAAUGCUUGCAGCCAAUUGCAAGGCUUUGUUUUUUAAGGGUGUAACAAUUUCACCAGCAGAAUGGCAUGUGGUCGAAUUGGUGAAUAAAGUAUUGAAGACCUUUGUAGAUGCUACCUCUCGUGUUGAAGGAAAUGGUCCUACUGGGUGUACGGUUCUUGCAGAAUACAAACGGGUAAUCUCAGAGCUGAAAGCUCUCAAUCCAAAUCACAAGAUUAUUCAAGCCUGGACAAAGCAAUCAGCAAAAUGAUCAAAUGGCUCAUCAAGUACCAGGAAGAAGCCGUGGAAUGUGAAAGUAUAGUAUUAGCCACCAUCCUCAACCCCUGACUUUGAGGAAAAUUCUUUUCAUUACAUUACCCCGAGCAAGAUGAAUCUGUGAAUACGGCCAUUGAGAAUGCAUUCAACUCUUUACUGG